AUGAAGUUGGGAUUGUUAGUGUCCGUACUGGUGCUUUCCUUCCUGGACGUGAUCCAUGCAGUGGGCAAUGAAGAGGAUGUCUUGGUUGAAACCACAGGAAUCACAGAUGCAGAUACUGUGGAACGAGUGGCCUAUCACUGUACCUUCCGGAAUCUUUGGACAGAAGCAAGACAGCCUGUCAACUUUCCCUCAUCAGGACGGUGGGCAGGACCUAUCCUGUGGACCCAUACCUUGCAGUUCCAGCCAUGGCUUGCAAACUAUGCUGUCACCCGGGGGGUGGAAAAGAUGGCAGAGGAUGGAUUCGCUGAUGUAAUGAUAUUAGAGAUGGAGCAGCAAGCUACCCAAGUUUGGGAAUAUCAGGAAUAUGAGGAAGAUCAGUUUUUCGUCAGCGAAACCAACUUUGUUCAUAUUCCAUCCAUUGAGGCGGACUUCAACUUCCCCUACCUUUCCAUGAUGGCCAGCAUCAUGCCCAGCCCAGAUUGGUACACAGGGUUUUACAGUUAUUGGCUCAUUGAUGAGUACUCUCGCACUUGGUAUGAUCACAUCAAAAUUCAAGUCAAGCCAUGGGAUGCAGGUACAGAUGCUGGCCAAACCUACACUGCUUUGGAAAGUGAUGUGGAUCCACCCUUGGUCAUCCAACGCUUUAUACCUGGAAAUUCUCCUCCAGGUGGGGAAUUGCUGGAUCCCACAGGAGAAACUGUUCCCAAUGUGGGAGAACUCGAGUGCUUUUUAGUUGUGGGGGAGCAAGAUUUGAUCUUGCCAGACUGUGAUUGGUUUGCCAAUCCCUGCUGCAACGAAACUGACACAGUAUCCUGUGGAGCUACCUUGCCAAAUGGGGCCAUACCGCAGAUUUCCCCCGAGUAUGCACAAGUCUUGGAUGGUGGCACCACUGCAGACGAUUCACUGACGACAGCUGAAACAUUGAGUCGUUUGGAAGAAAUUGCAGGAGAAAUGCGUCAAUUGGCAGAUGAGGUGAAUACAUUGGUGCAAGGUCUUCGUGAGGAUGAUGGAGAAGGAACGUCAGGAUCAUCCAUUACAAGGAAGAAGAGGAAGAAGCAUGAUGAAGAUCUUUGA
Messenger RNA from Seminavis robusta, 1074 nucleotides. The record is from the annotation of a GenBank genome assembly. NCBI's taxonomy places the organism in Eukaryota, Bacillariophyta, Bacillariophyceae, Naviculales, Naviculaceae.